Messenger RNA from Brassica napus (rape), 502 nucleotides. Its product is annotated as PAMP-induced secreted peptide 1. NCBI's taxonomy places the organism in Eukaryota, Viridiplantae, Streptophyta, Magnoliopsida, Brassicales, Brassicaceae. Gene Ontology annotation, biological process: defense response. The record is from RefSeq and is a predicted model, not a curated record. Bases 145 to 363 code for a protein of 72 amino acids. The transcript has a single exon.
CUCUACUUUUAGUACCCAUCAUAACCAUAACUCCUAAUUUUCUUUCUUAACCAAACACCAAAAAAUAAUUCUUUCUCAGGAAAUAAUAAUCUUUACCUGUUUAUUUCGAAGCUCUUGUUUUUCUUGUUGUCGGUGCAACACAAAAUGAGGAGGGUUAGUUGGCCUAGUAUUUUGAUCAUGGUGAUCGUGGCGUUGUUGGUGGUAGAACACGUGGUGGUUCCAGCCGCGGCGGGGAGAGUAUUAACGGAGAAGUUGGGAGACGGAAGCGCGACUAUGAUGAGGGUGGAGAAGAUGACGUCGACGGUGGAUUUUUGGUUUCAGCGUUUGGCUUCGGGUCCGAGUCCAAGGGGUCGCGGCCAUUAAAUUACUCAAGCUCCCUUUAUUACGAGUGAAGGCGAUUUAAUUUUUGUUUUAUAUGCAUACCAAAACAAACGGUCAAUAACUGUAUUCCAUUCAUUUAUUUCUUUAUUUGUUUGUUUUCUGUUAAGCAAAUUGAUAUAUU